Gasterosteus aculeatus aculeatus (three-spined stickleback) is the source of this 7766-nucleotide messenger RNA. The record is from RefSeq and is a predicted model, not a curated record. Lineage: Eukaryota; Metazoa; Chordata; Actinopteri; Perciformes; Gasterosteidae.
UACAUACAGCCGGUUUCAGUGUCGUCAAUGGGAAGCACGCGACGCGGUGGCACAGAGAGUUACGGUCUAGAUUAAUAAAAAGAGGAGAAAAAAAGGAGAAAGAAAUCCGCGGCAGCACCAUGCUCUCCUGGUCCACCCCGUGUCUGUGGAUUACAUUUUGUCUUUAUUUGUGCUGUCAUGUAGACAGCGGAGAAGCACAGAACGCGAAGGAAGUGAUUCUGCUGGACUCCAAGGCACAGCAGACAGACCUGGAGUGGAUCUCCUAUCCUCCCAAUGGGUGGGAAGAGAUCAGCGGUUUGGAUGAGAACUACACGCCCAUUCGCACAUACCAGGUGUGCCAAGUCAUGGAGCCCAAUCAGAACAACUGGCUUCGGACUAACUGGAUAGAGAAGGGCAAUGCCCAGAGAAUUUUUGUGGAACUGAAGUUCACUUUGAGGGAUUGUAACAGCCUGCCUGGUGUGGUGGGCACUUGCAAGGAGACGUUCAAUCUGUAUUACCAGGAAACGGAUUCGGAGGUGGGCCGGAGCCUGCGGGAGAACCAGUAUGUGAAGAUCGACACGAUCGCCGCGGACGAGAGCUUCACCCAGGGCGACCUGGGCGAGCGAAAAAUGAAGCUGAACACGGAGGUGCGCAUCAUCGGCCCCCUGACCAGGCGGGGCUUCUACCUGGCCUUCCAGGACGUGGGGGCGUGCAUCGCCCUGGUCUCGGUCAAGGUAUAUUACAAGAAGUGCUGGUCCAUCAUCGAGAACUUGGCCACAUUCCCCGACACUGUGACGGGGUCGGAGUUCUCCUCGCUGGUGGAGGUGGAAGGGGUGUGCGUGAACGACGCUGAGGAGGAGGCCGACAACUCUCCCAAGAUGCACUGCAGCGCCGAAGGGGAGUGGCUCGUGCCCAUUGGGAAAUGUAUAUGCAAGGCUGGAUUUCACCAGAAAGGAGACGCGUGUGAACCGUGCGGCCGGGGUUUCUACAAGUCCUCUUCCCAGGACCUUCAGUGCUCUCGCUGUCCGGCGCACAGCUUCAACGACCGCGAGGGCUCCUGGCGCUGCGACUGCGAGGACGGCUACUACCGGGCGCUCUCGGACCCCGCGUCUGUGGCCUGCACCAGGCCUCCCUCCGCGCCACAGAACCUGGUCUACAACAUCAACCAGACCACCGUCAGCCUGGAGUGGAGCCCGCCAGCUGACACGGGUGGGCGCAACGACGUCACCUACAGGGUGGUAUGCCGGCGCUGCGGCUGGGAACCCGAGGAGUGUGUGCCGUGUGGGCUGAACGUAGGAUACUCUCCGGCGCAGUCGGGAUUAGUGGACACUUACGUGAGCAUCGUGGACCUGCUCGCUCACGCCAACUACACCUUUGAGGUGGAGGCGGUCAACGGCGUGUCGGACCUGAGUCGCACGCAGAGGCUGUUUGCGGCGGUCAGCAUCGCUACGGGACAAGCAGCUCCGUCGCAGGUCAGCGAGGUCAUCAAGGAGAAGGUGCAGCAGCGCAGCAUCCAGCUCUCCUGGCAGGAGCCCCGGCAGCCCAACGGCGUCAUCACAGAGUACGAAAUCAAAUACUACGAAAAGGAUCAGAAAGACCGGGUCUACUCCACAGUGAGGUCCAAGUCCACAUCAGCCACAGUGAACAACCUGAAGCCCAGCACAGCCUACGUGUUUCAGAUCAGGGCCUUCACAGAGGCAGGCUACGGUACAUACGGCCCCAGACUCGAGAUAACCACCAAGGAGGAGGCCACAGCGGCGAUCGUCUCCAGCGAGCAGAACCCCGUCAUCAUCAUAGCGGUGGUGGCCGUGGCGGGGACCAUCAUCCUGGUGUUCAUGGUGUUCGGCUUCAUCAUCGGGAGAAGGCACUGCGGGUCAAACAAAAGGAGUGAGAGGCGGACGAGGACUUCCUACUUCCCAAUAUCCUCUUACCUUUCUACAGUUAAAUUUCCAGGCACCAAAACCUACAUUGACCCUGAGACCUACGAGGACCCCAACAGGGCCGUCCAUCAGUUUGCCAAGGAGCUGGACGCCUCCUGCAUCAAAAUUGAGCGGGUUAUCGGAGCAGGAGAGUUCGGGGAGGUGUGCAGCGGCCGGCUCAAGCUGCCCGGGAAGCGGGACGUGUCGGUGGCCAUUAAGACGCUGAAAGUGGGCUACACGGAGAAGCAGAGGCGGGACUUCUUGUGCGAGGCCAGCAUCAUGGGCCAGUUCGACCAUCCCAACGUGGUUCAUCUGGAGGGAGUCGUGACGAGAGGAAAGCCCGUGAUGAUCGUCAUCGAGUACAUGGAGAACGGCUCAUUAGACGGGUUCCUCAGGAAACAUGAUGGUCAGUUUACUGUCAUCCAGCUGGUGGGGAUGCUGCGGGGCAUCGCGGCGGGAAUGAGAUACCUCUCCGACAUGGGAUACGUCCACCGAGAUCUAGCUGCCCGAAACAUCCUUGUCAACAGCAAUCUUGUGUGUAAAGUGUCUGACUUCGGCCUGUCAAGGGUGAUCGACGACGAUCCCGAGGCUGUCUACACAACAACUGGCGGCAAAAUACCCGUCCGGUGGACCGCUCCAGAAGCCAUACAGUAUCGUAAAUUCACCUCUGCAAGCGACGUGUGGAGUUAUGGCAUUGUCAUGUGGGAGGUCAUGUCCUAUGGGGAACGGCCCUACUGGGAUAUGUCCAAUCAAGAUGUCAUAAAGGCAAUAGAUGAAGGCUACCGUCUUCCAGCUCCAAUGGACUGUCCACCAGGCCUCCAUCAGCUGAUGCUCGACUGCUGGCAGAAAGACCGAGCCGAACGUCCCAAAUUCGAUCAGAUAGUCGGCAUACUUGACAAGAUGAUCCGCAACCCUAACACAUUGAAAACCCCAUUGGGAACAUGUACAAGACCAAUUAGUCCACUGCUGGAUCAGAGCACACCAGACUUCACCGCUUUCCGCUCAGUGGGAGAGUGGCUGGAAGCCAUCAAGAUGGAGCGAUACCGGGACAACUUCACAGCGGCUGGCUACAGUUCCCUGGAAUCUGUGGCCAGGAUGUCAAUCGAGGACGUGAUGAGCUUGGGGAUCACGCUGGUGGGCCAUCAGAAAAAGAUCAUGAGCAGCAUACAGACAAUGAGAGCCCAGAUGCUGCACCUCCACGGCACGGGGAUCCAGGUGUGACGGACGGCAUCGGACGGGCCCAAAACCCUAAAGGACAACAAAAACAGAACUUAUCUGGAGCAGUGCCUGGGACGUAAGCGGGAUAAUAGUCAAAGUAAACAGACAUCUGUUUCGUCAGACUCUUCCGGCAGUGUCUGGAGUGAAACCAUUCCUUUGUUCCUCAGUGACGGAUUGUGGUCCAACUCUUCAAAGGGGCACUAAACAGUGGAAAAGGGCAGAAGGAAAACUAAAAAAAGAAAAACUACCUGGACAUUGCUUUCUUUUUGUUUUUUUGUUAGAAGCGCUUAUGAACUACUAUAUAUCAAAUCGCCCAUUAGAGUUUGACGCUUCUGUUUCAUUAAUUUAAAGAACGGCUUAAGUGACCACACCGAGGCAAUGGAUUACCUUUCAAAAGAACAAAAAAAAUGUGUCUACUUGCGGUGCUUUCAAUUAUUUCUCUAACUGGUUUAUUAACUAGUCUGCCACAGUGACAGGUUGUGGUGGCCCACGUGGCAGUUUUUGUUUGUUUUCUCUCUUUCUCUUCUAUUUGGACUUGACUACAGGGUAAACUCUCUUUUAUCCAAUCGCAGAGGGAAGUUUUUACGGGCAGAUUUAAAAGGGUACUUUUUGUGCUGCUGGACUGUUUGAACUGUUUGCAGUGACUCGUGUUUCCCUUCAUGUGCUGUUGAAGUGAAAACAGUAACCUUUCUGUGCAGUUUUUUUUUUGUUUUUUUUCAACAUGGUUCCAAUCUCUCAAUUGUUUGGUUUGUUUAUUAGGAUUUUUCUGAAGGGUGCAACACUGAGGAGGAGAGAUGUUUUUUCAAAAUCAAAAGACUUUUAUAUCAGAGUCUUAGUGUUGACUACAGGAAAGGCAGAACGGUUACAUGGUUAUCGAGAAGGCUUCUGCAGCGCUGCUGAAAAAUUUGAUUAAAACUGAAGCCUCCAUUGUUUUGCUGCACAGUGUCAAGCUGCAAGUACAGUUUUUAUGGGAAUGAAUCCAAGAACUUUGUAGACAUAAUACUGCCUUAAAAGAUGCGUUAGAUUAAGUAUUGCCACUAUUUUAGGCACUUCAUUCAAAGGCUGGACACGCUCACUAUUUUAUUUUUCUCCUUUGUAGUGUCUUUUUAUCUGCAAAUUUAAACUGGUGAAAUGGAGCUCACAAACACAAUUUAUUGCCACGAGUGACACGUUCGGUGAAGAGACUGACUAAACAGAGCAAUAAUUACCAGGUAAAGAAUGUUCUUGCCUGAAGAGUUGUUUUUUUUUUUUUUUUAAAGGUGCUAGGUUUUAUUGCAUGUGUGUGCUGCGCUGAGACAACUCAGUCACCGUCGCAAAUGAAAGGAAUGUACCUCUUUGACCAGGAAAAUAUUUUGAAAAAGUGCUCGGGAAAAAAUCAUCCUUGCCAAGUCAUCAAAGUAGCAAACGAUAUGCUAAAACGUUUGGUGGAAAUCAAACACGGCACGGAAAUGUUGAAUUGGGUGCCUGGCGAGAUGAAAGAGGCCCCAUUCGAAACCAUAGAGAAGUAGCCUCUUAGCCGGGCUGACAUCAUCUUCCGACACCUACGGCGUUGUCCACAAAUCAAAAGGGCCCCUUCGGGGCUUCGGUUCUGGAAAUCAGGACCAAGCGACGGAGCUCCAGUCUAAACGCAGAUGGUGCGAUUAAACCCCCCGCCGCCGCUGGCCACAGAUCUGUAGACAUGCCAUGCAGCUUCUUUAUUUAUUCACGCGUCCACGCCACCCAUCCCUCACAGGCGUCGUGGAUGCAACGGAACAUGCAUUAAAGUGUCUCUUAAGAUUGCUCCUCUUUUCUCCCAUACGUCUUUUGUACGAGAACAGAGAUGAGGGGGCUUUGCAGAUGAUGUGCUGAAAGCCAAUCAACCUAUUCCAGGCCAUCUGUCUCCACUUCAAAUGCAAAAAAGAAAAAAAAAACGUUCCCAUGUUUUCAGUGCAGCAUUCUUUCAAAAGAAAAUGCAUUCAUUCAGCUGUCACGUAAACAGGAGUGGUGUCCAUGGAGAAAAACCAUUACAACCAUGUCUUCUACUGCUGCAGUAGCCUGAGAUACUUCUGUGUAUCCGGUCAUUUCUUUCAAUUAUUGUCAUAUUGAAUGCAUAGAAAAAGCAUUAUCCCUCACGGACGAAAAGUAAAACCAAUACAAGCUUUCUUCAUUCUCCCAGUUAUCGAGAAUAAGCCGAUACUUACGGAAACACUUCAAAGACAAGCAUGUCUGGAUACAGUUGAAUGAAGUCUAUAAAGGGGCAACCCUAAAACGAAUGUUACCAUCAUACCCCUUUGUCUGAGGGCCGCUCAGACCUCAUCGACCCAAAGCGGAGAGUUUAGAACCUUCUACAGCCAACGUCAAGCGAAAUAGCCCUGCGCAUCUGCAAGAGUCGGCAAGCUUCAAACGUCGAAUUAAAACAUUACCAGCAUCAAAAUGUACUUUAGGGGGUUGUCAGAAGUGAUGUUCCAACAGCAGACACGCAGAAUCCUGAUAGCAUCUGGUUUCAGGGCAACAGGUGACCUCAUUAUGUCUGGUGACCUUCAGCCAAACGCUGGCUCAGGUGAAUGGUGGUUGUAGAAGAUGGACAAAGAUGAUUAUGUGUUUUAAAUGUAUUGAAGGCUUUUACCAGGACACCUACAUGUUCCUUUUGAGUUCUCAAUAAGUACCGUCACUACAACCAACCCCCCAACUUUCAUACGGUCACUCAUCAUCCUGUUGCUUUUGUCUGACAUAUUUGGAAUUGGAAAAUAAUGCUGAUUAUCUGAUGAUGAUGAAAUAUUUUCCCAGUUAAUCUAUUGAUCUAUAAAACAAUGAAAAACGGUUUAUCUUUUCUCAACGCCCAUUUGACCUUCUUCCUAACCCUUAACUUAAAAUAACUUUCCAAAAUCCAAUAAGAUCGCAUAGGAGCAAAACAUCCAAAAAAGAUUCACAUUAAAUUAGUAAUUUACAUUAUCGCUUGAUUCGUUUUUAAAAAUGAUUAUUCAUAUAGUUGCGUAGGAUUUUUCAAAAAUUAGUACUGAUGAGCCGCUGCUAAGUAGCUGUAGUCGAUCCAUUGUCUGAUAAUAGUCAUCUUUGAACGCUCUAAUGUUGAGUUUGGCUAUAUGAAAACACUCGAGUGAUGACAGAAACCAGGAGGCUUAUCUAGCUGUCAUUGUUGUCCCACUGACCUAAAGGCAUCAAAACGCCCUGUUUACCUGUUGUCCCACUGCUUGGUCUGCAGGACCGAAAUCCGAAUCUCUUAAGGUCAGAGGUUUAGAGCUUUGGGGAAAGGUUAAUCAUCACAAUUCAGUGUUUGGCGAUUCCUUUUGCUCCUUUCGGAGCAUUUUUGAUGACAAUGGAACCUUUUACCACCUUUACCUUCACUGCCUUUACAAAGUGAACGUAAAGUUCCCUGAGAAAGCUGGUGUGGAUUUCAUUUUGACUUUGCACGUAAACUGUGUUUUCCGAAUAAUCCAGCUUAGUGUGGAUAUAGAGUUGGAUCCAUUUCCACUGCGGGACUCACCUUUGUCAGGAGACACCAGGAAUUAGCCCCGACCGGCUCUGAGCUCUACCCCUCCCUCUCUGUGUCACACACAUUGGGCCCUUUAUCCGUACAGCAGAGCUCAGCAAUUGGGCCUUGGCCAGACCUUUGAAUUGAAUACCGGCAUGAAGUCAUUCAGUCAGCACAAAACUCGCUCUCUCUCACCCCCACGCACCCCGCACCCCCAACAGACACACUCACUCUACGCUUGGGUUUUAAGACAGGGCCACUGGAGGCCCCUUUACACCCCAGGGUAGAAUGCCUCUGUCCUCAUUUUUUUCCUGUGCUGUGGAAACAGCAGUUUGAGCCAAAUUGAGAUUAAGGCCAGGGAUGCAAUCAAUUCAACACCCAACCUUCAGCGCCAGAAGUCAUUCAGAGGUUUGAACUUUGUUAAGCUUGUUUUAUCCACAUUUUUUAACUUCAGGUUGCUCAACUCUGGAGGAGAAAAGUUUAGUUGUGGCUCUAUUUCAGCAAAAAAAGAAGAAAAAACACACAAAAAAAAUAUAAAAUGUAAAACAGAAAAAAACUGCAGGAUGUAGGUUGGAAUCAGGAAUAGCAGAUAGAGUAUGAAGUUAUUUUUCAAAUCUUGUGGUUCAGCAGUUGGAAAUUAGUUUCACCGCUUUGGUCAAUGUGGUGAAUAAUUCCAAAGAGUGCAGCACUGUUGAUUGUGUCAGAGGGAGACUAGAUUUGAGGGGAUCUUUGUAUGUGAACUAAUUGUAAAACUUGUACAUUUUAUUUAUAUUGUUUUUUACACAUAUUACUCAGUAGAGAGCUCUGAAUACAUUGAAAAUGCACUAUAUUUUUCUAUCUUGCAGAGUAAUUAUUGUCAACCAUCAAGAUUUUAGUUGUACAUAAAGUUUUUUCAUUUAGGACCAAAGACCGCUGAUAGGAUUACCAUCUUUACUUUGACUUUGUUUUUUUUUCGUUUUUAAUUUCUUGUACAGUAAUACAAAUUUCAAUUUAUUAUUUAUUUUUUUGUGAUGAAAGUAUUGAGAAUAUCCACUGGUCAAAAGUAUUUUCCCCAACAGCAGAACUGUAAGAUCAUUGAAUUAGACAAUUUCUUGUUACAUAGACAAUUCUUUUUGCUUUGUAACCUUUGUAAUAGACUGUAAAUAUAUUUUUGGAAAUAUAAUACAAUCUAUAUAGAAGUU